Messenger RNA from Homarus americanus (American lobster), 3637 nucleotides. It is a transcript of the gene gus, whose product is annotated as protein gustavus-like. The coding region runs from base 983 to 2374 and encodes 463 amino acids. The record is from RefSeq and is a predicted model, not a curated record. Gene Ontology annotation, biological process: intracellular signal transduction; proteasome-mediated ubiquitin-dependent protein catabolic process. Gene Ontology annotation, cellular component: SCF ubiquitin ligase complex. NCBI's taxonomy places the organism in Eukaryota, Metazoa, Arthropoda, Malacostraca, Decapoda, Nephropidae. Gene Ontology annotation, molecular function: protein binding. The transcript has 8 exons.
GUCAGGGAGCGCGGGGUCGCGGUGGCAGGAGCCAGUGUGUGUGUGUGUGUGUGUUGUGGCUCCGGACCCUCAAGCCCUCCACUGUUUUGUCUCGCCUGCCUGGCCUGGCCUGGCUGCUGGUGUACAUAGCCUGACCCAACACCACCACCACAACCCCCUCCACCCUCUCAGAUAACAACCUCUAGUCAUAACCCCCGAGUGAUGCGCCCCGUCAGAGGAGAGGACAGUCGGUAACACUACUCGGGUACUGUACCUCACCAUACCAGAGAUGCACAGCUGAGUGAGUGAUAAAAACCAAACAAGACAACAUUCUUCCUUUUCAUCCCGACACUCACUCACUCCUGCAACACGAUACAUUCCUUCCUGUGUUGAAAAGAAGAAAAAACAAAAGUGGUUGGAGAAAUAAGAAAAGCGUGGACACGUAUGCGGGGUGACUUAACGCAAUGUACCACAGCUAAGAGCAGCCAAGAUCUCAAUGAUUCGGGGACAGUUUCUAGGUGACGCCGAGAAGGUCAACAACAGCAGUGACCAGCAGUGUGUCAGUUGACGAUUAGCCAAGUUUAGCAGCACAAAGUUUGAUGGGUGGUGGGGCCGAGGGGUGCUCUCCUGUGUUCUGGAAGGACUGACAGGAAGAAGCCGUCCUCACAGAGAAUCAUCCAUCCAAGUGUGGUGGAAGGAGGGGCAGGAGACCAUCUUGGAAACAGUGGAUACAUCUAAGGAGAUCUUUUCAGGUUUUAGUGUAAGGGUAGGAGACCGUCUUGGGCAGGACUUGAGACGUCACGCAGAUCAUUCCAUCAGUGGGGGUUAGGCUAGAGACCCUCGCAGAAAGAGAGGAGACGUGAAGUUUAAUCCUGCCGGCCCAGUGGACGGGCAGGAGACAGUCUUGGACAGGACAGGAGACAGUUCAGGGAGGGGUGGAUACGUCAAGGUGGAGGCGCUCUGGAGGAACCUGCUCGACACUUGGACGGCCGUACGCCUCAAGAUGAAGGUGACGAGGGAGACGACUUCCAGGUACGGUGGUAAGCGGUGUGGGAGCGGUGGUGGCGGCGGCCCAGCAGCAGCAGCGGCAGCAGCAGCGGGAGGAGCAGCAGUAGGAGUAAGACGCUCGCCCCGCUACGCCACCCAGCAGUCCUCAGCAUCAGCCGCCGCAGCGGGAAGACCUCGGCGGCACCACGCGAGGCCUCUUCACGCUCAUCACUACAAUACCAAACAUAAGGGAGGGAAGGCCACCAGUGUGUCUGGCCCAGGUGGCACCAGCACCAACAACGCCGCCACACACAAGCCCGACAACAGCAGCGGGGGUGGAGUAGACGCCAACCAGCAGCACGACAACGCCUCAAAUAACGCUGCCACCAACAACGCCACUGUCCGUCACAGUCACCACGACGCACCUCCGCCGUAUUCCACGCGGUCGUCUGCCGCCGCCGCUGCUGCCGCUCACCACCAUCAUCAUAAUCACCACCAUAACCACCAUCACCACCACCCCAACCAGCGCCAUAGCUCACGAGGGCCUCGCCGCAACCGGAUGAGUAUGGGGCAAAAAGUCACAGGUGGUAUGAAGUCUGUGGGUCGGGGUGAGGGCGGGUCGCUACAACCUCGCCUGACCCGGGAGUUGGCCAUGUCUCCAGACUACACCCGCCCCAAGCGGCUAGACCUGCUAUUGGAUAUGCCACCCGUACCCCGAGAAGCAUCCCUUAAGCAUGCAUGGAAUGCAGAUGACCGGUCGUUAAAUAUAUUUGUCAAGGAGGAUGACAAAAUGACGUUCCACCGGCACCCAGUAGCCCAGAGUACCGAUUGUAUCCGAGGAAGAGUCGGGUAUACUCGGGGCCUUCAUGUAUGGGAGAUACACUGGUCCACACGGCAACGUGGUACCCAUGCAGUAGUGGGAGUAGCAACUGAUGAGGCCCCUCUACACUCUCAAGGGUACCAGAGCUUGGUGGGCAGUAACGACCAGUCAUGGGGCUGGGAUUUAGGACGCAAUAAGUUGUAUCACAAUGCUAAACAAGGCAACUCCGGCAUUACAUAUCCUUCACUCUUAAACAACGACGAGACUUUUGUCGUACCAGAUAAAUUUUAUGUUGUUCUUGACAUGGAUGAGGGCACGUUGGCAUUUGUGGUCGAGGGCCAGUACCUGGGUGUAGCAUUUCGAGGUUUGAAAGGAAAGAAACUGUACCCAAUAGUGUCAGCUGUGUGGGGGCAUUGUGAGAUAACCAUCAGAUACAUAGGUGGAUUAGAUCCGGAGCCUCUACCACUGAUGGACUUAUGUCGACGUGUGAUACGGCAGGCAGUUGGGAAACAGCGACUUUCUCGAAUUGAAGAACUCAAUCUGCCACCUUCAAUCACGCAGUACCUUUUGUAUCAUGACCGGAGGUGAUAGUUUGGGACAGCUGGUCACCCUUGUACCCCCUCCACCACCAGCCACCAGGCCUCCUAGCCCCGCACCCCGCAGGCCCAGGCCAAGGGAGACACUCCGUAGCAAGUUGAGUGACGGCGGCAAGUGGGAUAAAGCGUCUGCAGCAUCAGUUGUUUGAUAAUCAAAACAUCCUUUUUUGAGAUGUUUUCUAUUGAUAAAUUAAUUGUGCCAUAAGGCAUAUUUAGUUUACCAGCAUAAUUUUAUGCUGCAAUUUGUUUCCUUAUGGAAUUUUAGCAGGUUUUGAAUCAGUGUAGGCAAUUUCAUUUAGACGGCCGAGACCACUGGCCUGUGCAACAUACUGCAGGUAGACGCAGUCAAGUGCAUAUGCGGGACUCUUAGAUGUACGUUUGUGUCUGUGUGUGUUAGUGUGGCCACGAGCCAUUGUGAUAGACCAGGUCAGACUGGCAUGCUGCCCCCACAGCCACCCCACUCAGGUACCCAGCCGGGAAUAGUGGCAACGGGAAGAGGCAGCACUGAUGUUAUGCACGAACACUGUGACAAACACAUGGAAAGUUACUUGACUGAAAAGAAAAUAAAGCAAAAAGAUAAACUUGACCAAUGUGUGAUACAUAUUUCUGAUACAGACAAUAGAUGAAAAUGAACAGAAAGUGUGAAAACUUUUUAACAGUGAAGCGUGGUGGGUGGCGUCCGUCUGACCAACGAGCCGACUGGUGAAGUGUUCAUUGCAGGCCAACCUUGCAUCUCUCCUCAUCGCCUCUCUCGCAUUUGUUCUGGAGACAUAGUAGCGUAAGACCGAGAGAACUGACCCCAGCACUGCAGCGGUGCUGGCCGGUUCAAGGGUGAAUAGGGAGGAGGUUAUUGUAUUGCCCCUAGUCCUUACUCUAAAUCUUUGGCUCUGCCAUGGAUGCUUCACUGUUUUUAUGUCUUUUUUACACAAUUAUUUCAUGUGAAAAAAAGGAAAACAAUGUCCAAUUUGUGAGAUGGCCACUUGGGGGCUCUGUAGUUUCCAUCUUUAACCCAAAACUGACUUAGUUGCUGGUUAUCUCAUUCAGUUCCCUCAUUGUAUUGUAUGCUUAAGGAUUUUUUUUAAAAAGUGCCAUUUGCAGUAAGACUAUGUAUGGUAGGACUGUGUCAAGAGCUCAACCAACCAGCAUGACAUGGCAUCAACAUCUACUACUGUACUGUUCUAGUGUGUUCUUAUACUGCAACAUCUCUCACCUAGUACUCAGCAUCUUUGUACAAAAAUAUUAAAUAUUAAUUACA